AUGGCGUCACCAGCGCCGCUUCUGGCGCUGAAAAACCUCCCGGCAAAACCAACAAAGCCUUACCUGCCCAAGUUGAAACACGAGCGUGUAUCGUACGAGUUUCCACCACCGCCGCCACCACCGCCAGUCAAGCCGCUACAGUCGCGCCCCAUUCGGCGCCACAUGCCGAUGAUUAUCGGCUCUGGGGUCGCGCUCUAUCUCAUUUACACCGCGUGGUACGCAGUUGCGGACCACUCUGAGGAGCGCACGCUCACGCCCGAGAAGUUUGCCACCUACGUCAUCAGCCACAAGCAGCAGAUUGAUAAAGACCAUUUCCUCGUGGAGUUGUCGCCAAAGUCAUCGGGUAGUUGGUUCGACGAGUUGAAAAUCACGAAGGAUACUUGGGACGGCUCGCGUAUCUGGUCUAUCGAGGUGAAGCAGCCGGAGAUAAUGGUUGUGCGCAAGUACACUCCUUUGCCGUUGCACUUCUUGAAGGACCCGGACCACCCGGAGCUCGAGCCUUUGUUGAAGAUCACCAACCCGGGUGACGACUCCGGUCGUUUGGUGCUCUACGUGAAGAGAUACGCGCAGGGUGAGGUCGCGCGCUGGCUCUGCUCACGUGCGGUCGGUGCGGAGAUCGAGAUCAGAGGCCCAUUCACCGAAUUUGUAUUCCCUAAGCAUCCGCUCGACGACUGGGUGACGAAACCAAAGAUGUUGGAUUUGCCGUCAAAGAUCUUGCCGGAUACCGAUUUGUGCUUGGUGAUCCCCGAAGACAAAUUAGCGGGCAUUCCGGAGUACGAUAAUUUGGCAUUCUACGGUGCCGGGACCGGGAUUGCACCGCUUUUGCAGGUGCUCUUAUCGCCAAACCCGUACAAGGGGUUUAUCGAUGUGCACUACUCGGUGCAAACUGCGGGUGAGAUCCCGAUCCAACGCUUUUUGUACUUUUUGGAGAAAUUAGACAGGGUCAAGAUGAAUUACUAUGUGAAUGAGAAGGGUAACCACUUGAAGGCGGAAAAUGUUAUUCCCCCGAUUGCAAGAUGCUUCAAUCCGUCGAAUGUGGACGAUGAAGAUGAGAGAGAAAAGUUGAUCAAACAGAAGAUGGAGGAGCUAAGCCAGAGUGCCAAGCCGGUGGUCAACUACCAGUUGAGUGAGCACUUUAACACGGCGUUGGAGCAGGCGCUGGUAACGGCGAAAGUUCCAAAGAAGGGCUCAUCGUUGGCGUUGGUAUGUGGACCUGACGGGUACGUUGCGUACGUUGCGGGUGCUAAGUUAGAGAACCAGCUCCACCCUAUGGACCAGCAAGGACCAGUCAAAGGUGUCUUGGGUGCCAAGGGCUGGGAUGAAGAUAAUGUCUACAAGUUGUAA
Babjeviella inositovora NRRL Y-12698 is the source of this 1344-nucleotide messenger RNA. Its product is annotated as oxidoreductase. The transcript has 2 exons. NCBI's taxonomy places the organism in Eukaryota, Fungi, Ascomycota, Pichiomycetes, Serinales. Gene Ontology annotation, molecular function: oxidoreductase activity. The coding region runs from base 1 to 1344 and encodes 447 amino acids. The record is from RefSeq and is a predicted model, not a curated record.